AUGUUUUCGCUGGAAUGGCCCGAGUUUGAUGUUCUCAGCGUAGAAGGAUUCUGGAUCUACUAUGCCCUGAUCUUUAUUGGAGCAAUCGCAUGCAGUUUUGUUUUGCGAUGGGCAACUGAAGACUCGUAUGAUCUUCCAGCAUAUAAAAACAACAAACGUCUUCACUUCGUCUUAAACUUGGGAGAUGCGGAUUCGUUGAGCUUCUAUCGUGUGAAAGAUGGUCCGUCGGGAGGAAAGUGACGAAAUAGUUAUUUGUUUUUGUGUGUUUUUUUUUCAAUAAAAAAUGAUUGAGUACAAA
Caenorhabditis elegans is the source of this 298-nucleotide messenger RNA. Its product is annotated as ResB domain-containing protein. Lineage: Eukaryota; Metazoa; Nematoda; Chromadorea; Rhabditida; Rhabditidae. The coding region runs from base 1 to 240 and encodes 79 amino acids. The transcript has 3 exons. The record is from RefSeq and is marked reviewed.